UUCGAUAAUUGAUGAUUUUGUCGUGUACAGUCGAGACCGGCUUAAAUCCUCCCAAUAGAGCUUAUAAUUGCGAUGUCUUGUUCUUCGCCUUCUGUGGUUAUUAUCUUGCUGUUGUAUUUUUGAUCGAUUAUUGGCAAACUAAGAUUUGCAUUUGACCGGGCGCUAAAUCCUAUCACAAUGUGUUUUAUCCUGAUGCACCGGCGAGGCCCACCGCGGUGGCCACGAGUUAUGCCUCGUGUCGGCCUCGAUGCUCGCUUCCUUAUUCAGGCUGGUUCCUUGCUCGGUUCGUCUGGAAUGCAAAUCCUUAUUGCAUUAGAAAGGGUUGUGGUUGUAUUAGUUGAAUUUCAGGUCAACUUCAGACAUCCAGGCAGGGACUUGAGGUUGUGGUUCCAACCAUGCUCCUGUGUUUGUUAUCCCAACAUUCAAACAUCCUCAGUCGGCAUUAGAGUUUGUCUUGAACCCAUAUGUAUAUAUACCACGCCCACGUUGUAUUCACGCACCUUGCCUGUUUUCCGCUCCUUCCCCUUCUUGUCGUCUUCCCUCUGUCGCUUCAACUUCCUGUCUCCUCUCCUGUGCUCCGUUUUCCUUUCAUUCCCGCCCCUGGUUCUCUCAGCUCUACGUUGCUUCCCGUUCGUAUCUACUUUGUUUUGAUUAAGCGAUAUCUUCAUGUCCCGCUUCGUAGAUCAUUAGCACAACAUUCAGCUCUUAUCUGAUGCUGUCUUGAACCGCGACCACCAACGACCACUACUGUAUUCAGCACCAUCAA
Messenger RNA from Cantharellus anzutake, 766 nucleotides. RefSeq lists its product as uncharacterized. Lineage: Eukaryota; Fungi; Basidiomycota; Agaricomycetes; Cantharellales; Hydnaceae. The coding region runs from base 178 to 651 and encodes 157 amino acids. The record is from RefSeq and is a predicted model, not a curated record. The transcript is spliced from 2 exons.